AUGGAUAUAUUGAAGGUUAUCUUACAGAUGGACCGAUGGGCUUUACAGAAGUUUAGACUGAGAACAUCAGUAAAUAAAAGUUUGCCAGCUACGCAUUUUGCUGUUACAGUGAGAGACUACGGAGCUCAACAAGAACAAGAAGAGACGUUAGAGGAAUAUUUCACAUCCAAACAUUCCCCAUACAACGUAGAUACCAGCUGGAGUAACGAAGCCAAAGAAUUACGUGACAUUGCUGUCAAGUCGCCAUGGCUGAUUGACGAUAAAUUCAUAUUAAAACAUUUCAAGACUAUUAGGAUUAUAGAUAAAAAGGUUACAGAAGUGGACAGCGAUUUAUUAAAAUUUGAAAAUUUAACUGAACUGACCUUAAGCUGCAAUUAUUUAGAAACGGUCAAUUCUAAGAGUUUACCUGCCAGUCUAGAGGUUUUAGAAUUAUGCGCCAAUAGAAUUAGUGAUCUCUCGUCACUGUGUGACAGUCCACCGCCAUUACAGCAUUUAGGGCUUGGACUCAAUAAGAUAUCAUUCCUAGAUGAUUACAUUACUGAUGCUCACUGGCCGCAUCUCCUGUCUCUUGAUCUUAGUCAUAACGAUCUAUGCGACCUAAUAGAGGUGAUCCGAAAACUACAGACUUUACCGAAGCUGCGGAAUCUAGUCUUAUUAGGCAACCCCUUAGCUUUCAUUCCAGGGUAUCGUGGUUUUGUAAUUGACAGUCUUAAAAAAUUAGCCAUACUGGAUGACUUUCGUGUGACAGCCGAUGAGAGGCAUCAUUUCCGUGGUCUCUCCAAGAGAAAAGAAUUUAUUUUAGAUGAGGCACGGCUGACCAUCAAUAUUCAGAUAGUGAAAGGAAUAGGUAUGCCCGAAGAGUUGCAGAAUCCUGAUGAGCAACCCGAGUUUCCGACCGUGGACAGGAAGUACUAUGUGGAGUAUGAUUUCAUAGAAAGUGCGCUACCACGGCCGACCAGUGUGCUGGAUCAGCGUGGAGGAGAUGGAACUAUCUCGGGUAUAGACAAACAGAGUGGUGUUGAAAUUUUAUCUUCCGUCACGCCUGUACGUGAAAAUGACAGUGCUUUGAUGGGUGCCGAUGACAGUGAACGAGCAGUGUCACAAAUCAGCGGGGCAGAAGAACCCAAAUUAGAGUUCUCGGGUACGUUUUUCACUGCUGUGGGGGACGAGUCGACAUCGGCCACCCCAACGGUCAAGUCUGAAACCCCUAAACCUACAGGUCUGAAGCUAGCACCAGCCAGGACAGACGGGUUGCCAUGGGUUGAGGACGGUAUUGAGUUAGGCUACUCUUUUGAGUUCACCGUUGAUGAUCUGCCGGCUCUCAAGGAGUAUUUCAAGAAUGGGAUGAGUCUGUCUGUUAAGGAGGAUAAGGUGUUGUCCUUUCCUGUGGAAGAGGAAGGCGGUCAGAAGAAGAGUGAAAAGGAUGCGAGUAAAGAGAAAGGCAAGGGAAAAGACGGCAAAGAUAAAGAUAAGGCAAAAGACAAAGGUGGUAAAGACGCCAAAGAUGGUAAGAAGAAGAAAAAAGGUGAGCCUGACAUUGAGAUGCGUAGUUUGCCGGCAGAGACAACUGUACUCGGCACUUAUAAACUUGACUUGGAUGACUUUAUAGAAGGGGAAUACUAUCUUGAAGAGACGUUUACGUGUCGAGGAAUGGAGGAAGCGGAACAAAAUAAAGAUGAGACUGCUAGUGUUAGUAAGAAGGAUAAAAAGAAGAAGAAAGAGCGAGGGGAAUCUCCAAAGACAAAGAAAGUGAAAGAUGCAAAGUCAGACAAAGGUAAUAAAGACAAGGGUAAAGACAAACCAGACAAGAAAGGUGGCAAGGUGGACAAGAAGGACAAGGCCAAGAAAUCUGGAUCAGCUAAAUCCAAUGUCAGUGAGAACCAGGACGGGGAAGACAAACCAAAGGAAAAGCCGCCGCUGACCGUACAGAUUGAGAUUGAACUGCAUCAUUGGGAGUCAGCUGCGGACGCUAUCGUCAAACCAAAAAUUGAAAAAAGUGAACCGCCACCAAAUGAUGAAGCAAACUAAAAAGAAAUUAAUUAAAAGAACUUUUAGGUAGCUCAUAAAUGAAUGCAAACAAAAUAGCCACUCAAGUAGACUACAAAUAUCAUGCCAACGUUUAUUUGAAUCAAUAGAAUGUCACAAUUUCAGUAUAUGCAUAAUAAAAAUGAUGAAACCAUUUUGGAACGUAAUGUUUUCAUUCUCUGUGUAUUAUGAUAUAUUAUAUAAAAAGGGGUGCAUACAGUGCCAACAUUCAGCACAGUGGGAUUCGGGAGUGCCUGAAUGUUAAAUAGACAAAUUAUAAGGGUAAAGUUCAGUGUGUAAGCGCAUUAAUAAUUCAAAAUAUUCCUACGCAGUGUGCGAUGUCGGAGUCAGAAAACCUAAUUUCAACUUUAGCGUAUAUAUGACUGACCAAUCAAAGUUGUCAUAGGACA
This is a messenger RNA of Saccoglossus kowalevskii, 2435 nucleotides long. RefSeq names its product leucine-rich repeat-containing protein 43-like. Gene Ontology annotation, molecular function: protein binding. The record is from RefSeq and is a predicted model, not a curated record. Gene Ontology annotation, cellular component: cytoplasm. Lineage: Eukaryota; Metazoa; Hemichordata; Enteropneusta; Harrimaniidae.